AUGACGGUUGAAAUAGAGACCUCGGAUGCUGCAAUGGCAUCGCCUACAAGCUCAAGUGGCACAGGCCCCGAAUCCCUACGAUUAUCAGAGAUUGAGAGCGCACAUUUAUGUCCAGCUGGAAGGAUGAAGAUGGAGGAGCUUUUUCGUCAGUGGCUCAAUGUAGACAGCACAAAGGAGAUGAUUCAGACCAUGGUAGCAGACUUACGGCAGGGUAAGGAACUUAAUCUGGACACGCUACUAGCUACAACUAACACGAUGGCAAGCGGAGCUGACUCACCCUCGCGCAGUCCCAAACCUCCACCUAAUUAUCAUCAGUUUGGGCUGCUCAGCCCUGGCUCAGUCGGCAGUCCCAGUGCGCGCAGACGUCAGCAACAUCUGGUCAGUCUCUUUGGAGACGAGCUUCACAACGCUGUUGCUGCAGUAGCUGCUGCUACAGUGGAUAUGGAAGCAGUGAAUAAGUCUGAGACAGUAGCUGCUGUAGAUUCGAUUCCGACGUCAGACGACGUAGAUAUGACCAGUGGCGAGAUUGAGACUGCCAGUGACAACAAUGAAGUAGAAAGCGUUGGUGAAAUAGUAGCAGAAAAUCACGAGGAAUCUGUAGAAACGACAACACCUGCGCCACCUGCGGAUGCAGAUGAGAAUAUGGAGGAGGAGCAGCAGGCAACAGAAGAAGCUUCCAACGAAGAGCCUGGAGCAGACGAAUUUGACCACCCUAUGGACGAUGGUGCCGCGAAGCAGGUUCAGAUUCCCAAAUUUUACGCGCCAGGUGAAGGGCGACGUGGCCGGCUACGUGGUCUAUCCACGGACGCUAUGGCGCGUAAGGCAUCGGAUAUUGAGGCGCACUUUCGUGAGUUUUCGGAGGGUAUGAAGGUUGAAGAUUUUGUGGCUAUUACCAAGGAUCUGUGCGGCUUUCCUUCGUUUUUCAAUGCGCCGUUUUUUCGACGCAUCCUUGCGACCUGCGAGCAAGUAGGAGAGACAACGCUGAAGUCGCCAUUGAGUCCUGCAGCAGAUGAUGCAUCUAGUCCCACGAGCGCUGACGGCGGUGCGACACCGCAGCGUAUAACGAAGGACAUGUUUCAAAAUUACUGGAUGCGCGAAAUGGCUCCUUGUGACAGCUUGGAGCGCUUUUUUAGAGUAGUGAAGCAACCGAAGAAUGACUUUAUAGAGCGAGACGACUUUGCGCCAUUUUUGCAUGAAUUGCUGAAGUAUCACCCUGGUCUUGAGUUUCUUGGGGGCACUCCUGAAUUUCAGGAAAAAUAUGCCUUGACGGUCGUCGUGCGGAUAUUUUACUCGGUAGAUAGAGACAGCAGUGGGCGGAUUACAUUGCGAAAGCUGCGACGCAGCAAUCUUAUUAAUGCAUUCAACACUGUAGAUGAGGAAGAAGACAUUAAUAAGGUGAAUUCGUACUUCUCAUACGAGCACUUCUACGUGCUGUACUGCAAAUUUUGGGAGCUAGACACGGAUCAUGACUUUCUUCUCAGUCCCGAUGACCUCACGCUAAGUGCCGAGGAAAAAAAGAAGAUGAGCUACGAGGACUUCAUUUACUUUAUGCUCUCGGAGGAGGAUAAAGCAAAUCCUGUUAGUAUUAGGUAUUGGUUCGAGCUUAUUGACACGAACGAAGACGGUGUAUUGCGUGCCGACGAGAUGCGGAUAUUUUACCGUCACCAGAUACAUCGCAUGGAGUGCCUUGGCCAUGAGGUGGUGCCCUUCGAGGACAUUCUUUGCCAGAUGUCGGAUUUGUUGCAUCCAGAAAAGGACGGCGAAUUUUACCACAAGGACUUUAUUCGUCCGGAUAAGAUCCGCGUAUCGGGCGUAUUCUUUAACGUGCUGUUCAAUCUUAGCAAGUUCAUCGAGUUUGAGCAACGAGAUCCAUUUCUGCUGCGUCAGCAAAUUGCCGAACCGGAGCUUACAGACUGGGACCGGUACGCUCGUGCCGAGUACGCACGGCUAGCUAUGGAAGAGGAAAGCCGUGAUGAGGACACUGCAAUGGACAUAGACACCAUGGACGGUUGGUAUGUGUCAGAUGAGCAGGAGGAAGACGGUCAGGAAGGUGGUGUCACCACUACGGACGGUACAGCGGGUGGCAACGAAGGUCGAACGGUCGAAGCCCCUUUUUAA
Peronospora belbahrii is the source of this 2118-nucleotide messenger RNA. NCBI's taxonomy places the organism in Eukaryota, Oomycota, Peronosporomycetes, Peronosporales, Peronosporaceae. The record is from the annotation of a GenBank genome assembly.